Messenger RNA from Linum trigynum, 411 nucleotides. Lineage: Eukaryota; Viridiplantae; Streptophyta; Magnoliopsida; Malpighiales; Linaceae. The record is from the annotation of a GenBank genome assembly.
AUGGAAAAACCGAACCCUAAUUUCAGGCGCCCUCAACUUUCCCACCACAUUCCUACGUAUCGAGACCUGCCUGGGCAACAACCGUCGGAUGGGUGGGAAGGAGCUAGCGCCCAAUGGAAAUCAGCCAUCCCUCUCUGCUACGAGAUUAGGCUGCUUAAGCAAGCUGGUGUACGAGUGGGAGUGGCGUGUAUAGGCAGUUUGGGGAAUAUCAACGAUGGAGGCCCUCCCUGCCAAUUGACGUGCCUAGUACCUGGUACAACGCAAACAGAGGACGAAGAUAAAGGCAUCCCUAGCGGUUACAAAGGCGGAAGCGGAUGGGGAAUAAAGGCGGAAGCAGAUGGGGAUGUCGGCACUCUCUACUGCGACUGCGGAAGGGGGGCUAAAGGGAACGAGCGGAGCUUCUUCGGAUAA